Messenger RNA from Lutzomyia longipalpis, 1474 nucleotides. RefSeq names its product L-2-hydroxyglutarate dehydrogenase, mitochondrial (gene L2HGDH). The transcript is spliced from 2 exons. The coding region runs from base 41 to 1348 and encodes 435 amino acids. Lineage: Eukaryota; Metazoa; Arthropoda; Insecta; Diptera; Psychodidae. The record is from RefSeq and is a predicted model, not a curated record. Gene Ontology annotation, molecular function: (S)-2-hydroxyglutarate dehydrogenase activity; (S)-2-hydroxy-acid oxidase activity.
UAUCGUGUGGAGUUAUUUUUGCAUUUUAAAGUGAGAUGAAAUGAAUUUUCUACGUUGCACAAAUCAUCAGGGGGUCCUUAGGCGCUUCUACUACGGACAAACAUGUGUAGAAAAAUACGAUUUACUUGUCAUUGGUGGUGGAAUUGUGGGAGCAGCAUCUGCUCGUGAAAUCCUCCAACGGCGUCCAAAUCUCAAAGUGGGCUUGGUGGAGAAAGAAGAGCGUGUUGCACAGCAUCAAAGUGGCCACAAUAGUGGUGUAAUCCAUGCUGGGAUCUACUACAAACCCGGAACACUCAAAGCACGCCUCUGUGUUGAAGGUCUCAAAAUGUCCUAUGAUUACUUUGAUAGACGAAAUAUUCCCUACAAGAAAUGCGGGAAGUUAAUUGUUGCCACAGAUGAGAGUCAAUUGAAGAGUUUAGAUGAUUUGUAUGCACGUGGAAUGGCAAAUGGAGUGCCAGACUUGCAAAUGGUGGAUGGGGAUAAAAUUGCUGAAAUUGAACCUUAUUGCCAGGGUGUUAGGGCCAUUUGGUCCCCACAUACGGGUAUUGUUGACUGGCAGUAUGUUACGGAAUGCUACGUUGAGGAUUUCGUGGGAUUCGGUGGGAUGGUUUUUACCAAUUUUAACGUUGUUAAAAUUGAAGAGUCCCCAGAUGACCCUGAAUACCCUAUAAAUGUUCAUAGUAAGUCCAUUAAGAGAAUUCGAACAAAGUAUGUCCUGACAUGCGGUGGCCUUCAUUCGGAUAAGUUAGCAGAGAUGACGGGUGGUUCGAGAUCCCCGAGAAUUGUACCUUUUCGCGGGGAAUACCUUCUUCUGCGCCCUGAAAAGUGCAAUUUGGUACGUGGAAAUAUCUAUCCUGUACCCGAUCCUCGUCUUCCCUUCCUCGGUGUUCACUUUACCCCACGUAUGGAUGGGAGUGUGUGGCUGGGACCGAAUGCAGUGUUGGCAUUUAAACGGGAAGGCUACACAUGGGGCGAUGUGAAUCCCCUUGAUCUCCUCGAUGCUCUCAUGUAUCCGGGAUUUCGCAAAUUGGCCACCAAGUACAUGAGCAGUGGCGUGCAAGAGAUGAUGAGAUCAAUAUUCAUUGGAAUGCAAGUGCGUGAGCUGCAGAAGUUCAUCCCAGAAGUUACGGAAUUCGACAUUGAGCGUGGUCCUGCGGGUGUUAGGGCACAAGCUCUCGAUCCCGAUGGGAAUCUUGUGGAUGAUUUUGUCUUUGAACGUGGGAGCGGCAAGAGUGCCGUUGCACAGAGAGUACUUCACUGCCGGAAUGCCCCAUCACCCGGGGCAACGAGUUCUCUGGCAAUUGGAAAAGUUAUUGCGGAUAAACUUGCUGAAGAGUUUAAAUUGUAGUAAAAAUAUUUACAGAAUUAUUUGCAUUUACCAAGUUGGAACAAAUUCUUAGUUUUUUUUGUAAAAUGGUAAAUUGUGGUAAUUUGGUUAAUUUUGUGAUAAGUAUAAAUAAAAUUUUAUUUGAAU